UUUAUAAUUAUACGGGUUUCUGAAAUGGACAGGCAAAGAGAAUAAAAAUUGAAAUGAAAAUGUCGUACAUUCCAUUUAUGGACUCUUCAUUCAGCUUUGAUAGAAAAUACCUGAUGAGGGUCAUACAAUUGCGGGAAAGAUAAUUCAUGUAUUAUAAAAAGCUAUAGAAGAGUCAAGAGAAUGUUCAUUGUUUAUGCUCAUAUUGCGUUUGUUUAGAUUUUCGGAACGUACGAAACGAAGGAUAAGCGAGGUCGCAAGACAAUUCAAUACAAGAGGCGCUUAUUUAUACCGUAAGGAGCGCAGCAGUAACAAAAAGCGAUUGAGAAAAUCGGCAGCCACAUCCGAAGACUCAGCCGAUGCAAGUACUUCACCUAGUAAAUUAAGGCCACGUGGUUUAUCUGAAGAUAAUUUCAGUUCUGGAAGUACAUUUGAAAAACAUGAAGAAGAUUGUUACAUGAAUUGCGAAACGGAUUCGUAUAGCAGUUCUAUUGAGAGCAUUCACGAUGAAGAUCGUGUUAUGCUCCGGAUCAGUGAGCGUUUGCGGCAAUAUUUAGAGUACGAUCACGACAUGAUCGUGAAAUAUGCUAAACAACAUACUCUACCUUCACGCUUACCAGCCAUUGCUAUCUUAGAAAAUUUCGUUAAGCAGACUGCAGUGAAAAUGGUUUUCUCCACAACCCAGGCAGAAAGUACACGCCGCCGUAAUACACAACAACGGACAGACAAAAAAGAAAAAGAAGUUGAUAAAAUUAUCACAACUGUUGGAUUGCUUAAGGAAGUCGCUGACGGUCUACGCAUUUACUUCGAUUUCACCGUAACUGAUCAUUUACUUUAUAAAGAGGAGAAAGAACAUGCUUUCUCCUUUUUAUCGGAAGAGAAUUUGAAAAAUUUCACUUACGUGCCGACACCGGCAUUUUCGUUGGAUUGGUUUAACGCAAAAUCGGACACGAAUGAAGUUCAUAGUGCAACUAUGCAGACAUCGUCCGAGCACACGGAAACUGCUACACCAUCUACGUUAUUAGCCAACACAGCGGUAGUGUCCUCGACACAACAUAUGUCAAUACAAGAAGAUCAGCCUCAGCGUAGAAAGUUACGUUCACAUCGUAGCGAUGAUUGCGAUUUGACAUUAGAAAAUUGCUUGUCGAGCAUUGCCAGUACAAGUUCAGGAGCUUCGACACCGUUGCAUUCGUCUAUACCGAUCUCAAAUCUCAAUUAUUUAAAAUCGUUGCAACCUAUUUCACCACAAAUACAAGAUUUCUUACAGAGUGUGUUAUCAUGGCGACUGUUACCAUCUAACGCGGCGCCGGGACCGUCUAUGAUAUUUGGUGCACCCCAUUUGGCAAGACUGAUAGUAAAACUGCCGGAAUUUUUAAAUGCAACAAAUAUGAGUGAUGACAAACUGAAAGUUCUUCUACAACAUUUGGAUACCUUCACAAAUUAUCUUGAGUCUCACAAGGAAUGGUUUAACGAAGAUAACUACGCAAGAAGUUCAUCAUUAAAAAGAACAAAGCUUACUGACGCAAAAAUAGAAACAACUGUAUUCCAAGAUCAGCGGCAGCAGCAGCUGGAACAACAACGGCACCAAAAUCUAGUAUUAUCUGCAAGUUUACAAGAUAUUCAGGAAGAUAUUUCGACAUCAUUGAUUGCAAACGAUACAAUAAUACAUUCGCCACAGCAACCGGAUGCACAAAUCAAUCCCUCGUCAUAAGUGAUAGUCUUUUUUUUCUUUUUCCAAUUAUUAUAUAUUGUUACGGAAAUCUCAAGUCUAGUUUCAAGCCAUCUUAUUGAUUUUCCCAGAAAAUAAAUUUCUCGCAAUUGAAAAAACUCAGGCACAUUCAUGUCACCUUAUGCAACUGCCGGCUAACGAAAAAGAUUAGUGGACAAGCCGAUUAACGGAUUCAAAAUGGCGCCAUGAACUUAGGUAAGAGUACUAUGCUUGUAAAAGUACAUAUAAACAGAAUAUUUACCGACGACAGAGUUAGUCGGAGUAGAACAUUUGAGUCGAGACGUCGGGAGUAUUGCCGAAAUAGGAUUGUAAAAAAAAAAUCCAUGAUCUACUAGUGGAGCGAAUCACAUCAAGAAAAGCAAAUUUCGUAACAAUAUAUCAUAUUCGUAGGUUUUUUUGCCCUUUUGUUGAAAAUGUCAAUAUCGAAUGAGAAAGGAAUCAAUAAAUAUUUAAUUAAUCGAUGAAAAUA
Messenger RNA from Glossina fuscipes, 2195 nucleotides. RefSeq names its product protein male-specific lethal-3-like. Gene Ontology annotation, cellular component: MSL complex; NuA4 histone acetyltransferase complex; nucleus. The coding region runs from base 194 to 1708 and encodes 504 amino acids. Gene Ontology annotation, biological process: chromatin organization; regulation of DNA-templated transcription. Lineage: Eukaryota; Metazoa; Arthropoda; Insecta; Diptera; Glossinidae. The transcript is spliced from 7 exons. The record is from RefSeq and is a predicted model, not a curated record.